AGAUGCACCGAAAAGUAGAGACGAGGAAAGUAGAAACGGAAAAUAGGCAGAUAUCAACAACCAGAGUUACAACUUAGUCAAAACUUGAUUGCAGUUAAAACUAAUACCGUUACACUCUUUAAGUCAACGUUAUUUUAUUUGAUACAAAUGUAUUAUGGUGGAAGCUUUUCCCUGUGUGUCGUGGAAAUGGUUGGUUUUUGUGCUGAACCAGUGGCUAACGUUAGUUUAGCCAUCUGGUGAUCUAUGCUUAUCAAGGUUGCGGGCGAGGCUGGAUUGUUUGCUAGCUGUCGUUGACACGUCCAGGUAGUUUUACGAGGGGCUGAUAUACCGGUAGCCCGGUUUGCUCGCAAUGCUUCUUCUGCUGCACCCACUUGUCAACCAACGUUAGCUGGCUCUACUCCUUCUAUUUUCCAAUGGCUCACUGCGGUUUCAACGAGACGAGCCCAAAGGUACAGACCCCGCGUCCCGAAAUCGUCAAACCAACACAUGGUACCAUAGACCAAAGCAAAAAGCCGGUACUGUUCGAAAUCUUUGGUGAGAUAUGGACAGUUCAAUCACAGCUUGGCCAGGGAGUCUCAGCCUCGGUGUACCGGGUCAGUUCAGGCAGAGCCGCCGCCACCACCACCGCCGCCGCUGUGAAGGAGUUUCAGGCCGAUACUCAUGGAGGAGAUUACGGGUAUCACAAGGAGAGGUCCGUGCUGGAAGAUAUCCAGGGACAUAAAAACAUUGUUACACUGUACGGGGUAUUCACCAACCACAGCUGUAUGGGUGUUGUCAACCACUGUCUUCUGCUGGAGCUCUUGGAUGUCAGUGUAUCUGAUCUGUUGGUAAGAGGCAGCAGUGCUACCCAGGUUGGUAGACCCCAGCAGGGCCAUUCCAUGUGGCUUGUCCAGCACUGUGCCAAAGACAUCUUGAUGGCUCUUGCCUUCCUUCACAGGGAAGGCUACGUCCAUGCUGACCUCAAGCCACGCAACAUUCUCUGGGGUGCUGAUGACGAGGGCUUCAAGCUCAUCGACUUUGGCCUCAGUUUCAAAGAGGGAAAUCAGGAUGUCAAGUACAUCCAAACAGACGGGUAUCGUGCCCCAGAGGCUGAGCUUCAGAACAGCCUCGCUCAGGCCGGGGUGGAGGUGGACUAUGGCUGCACAACCGCUGUGGACAUAUGGAGCCUAGGCAUCAUCCUGUUGGAGAUGUUCUCAGGAGUCAAGCUCAAAGACACCGUUUGCUCCCAGGAGUGGAAGGAUAACAGAACUGCCAUUGUAGAUCAUCUGUUUGCCAGCAACAGUGUGGUGUGCCCUGCCAUUCCUGUCUAUCACCUCAGAGACCUUAUCAAAAGUAUGCUUCUCAAUGAGCCAAAGCAAAGAUGCACUGCUGAAACUGCCCUUCUGAGCCCAUUCUUCAGUAUUCCCUUUGCUCCUCGCAUUGAGGACUUGGUUCUGCUUCCCACGCCUGUCCUGCGCUUGCUUAACCUGAUUGAUGACAGCCAUCUGCACAAUGAAGAAGAGUAUGAAGACAUCCUGGAGGACAUGAAAGAGGAGUGCCAGAAGUAUGGCUCAGUAGUUUCUCUGCUCAUCCCCAAGGAAAACCCAGGGAAAGGAGAGGUUUUUGUAGAGUAUGUCAACUCCAGUGACUCCAAAGAGGCCCAGAGGCUACUGACGGGCCGCACCUUUGAUGGGAAGUUUGUUGUGGCUACCUUCUACCCUCUCAGUGCCUACAAAAGAGGUUACUUGUACCAGACUGUGCAGUGAAGUUCUACAGCUUAAUUUACACCUCUUCACUGUUUGCAAGAAAACACAACUCAAUAGGCUACCACAGGGGAGAAGAUAUUUUCGUCCUUUGAAAAUAACUAUAACUAACCCGAAGUUAUCAGUGGUUGCCCUACAGUUGGAGUUCAAAUGAUUCUGUUAUUGAGUGUAGUUAAUAAUUCUGCAUGUCAUUCAUGUGUUUUGUUUUUUUACAGUAAAUAUGUUUUCCAUACUAGUUGUACUCAGCUAUGAGAAAUGUACAAAAACACUUGAUUUCUGCUGUCUCCAGUCUGCACUAUUCUUAUUAGUGCAGAUAUACCUGCACCAAUCUCGUUUUUUGACUCUGAGCCAGAGGACUACCAGAAGAUACUGCAGUUUCUGUUCUCGCUUCCAUUUCACUAUCUUUCAUUCAUACAAAUUACCACAAUAAAAUAAUGUGUAAUUAAGACAAGUACAAUGUGAUGUGGUUGGACAGAACAAAGGCCUUUUUUCUUAAGAGAAAGUGUAAAUUCAGACAUUGAUUAGAAACAUGUAGCAAGAAACACUGAUCUCCUAGUAAGAUGAAUGUGAAUGUCUGUCAACCUGUUAAAUGAAUAAUGGGAAUGUCUGUCAACAUGUAGGAAAAAUAAUAAUACUUGUUAAUAAUAAUACUUAUCAUUAUUAUUUGUUAUGGUUAACAUUUAAUGAGAGAAAAUGGUUUUGUACAUGGGAUAUACAGGUAUCCUCUGCUGGCUCCUUAGGCAGUUUUCAACGAGAAACAGUUUGGAUUGACCCGACAACUAGCUGGUGGUUUUCACUCAUUGCCACAAUAUGAGCUAGCAAAGGGCACCUAGUGCCCUGUCCUGUAACACUAUGCAAUGUAGGAUUUUAAUAUCAAAAGUCUACAUAAUCAUAGAAUAUUUUCAUUAUCGGUUGACCAUUCAUGAGGACACACAGUGAGUUCUGUGUUUGGAUUGCAAUGAAAAGGACAAAUGAACAAGUGAAUAUUUUUGAGAAGUGCUGAAAAUGAUUGGGGAUUCUUCUGGCUUGCACAGUGAGAAAACGUCUAACGUAUGAAUCAAAUUAAAAUUGUCCAAAUCCUUUGUAUAGUUACAAUAAGAGUGUAUGAACAAAUGUAGCAGAAGUAGAAAAAAUUCUUCUAACUUACCCAAGUACGCUUUAAUUUGACCUUGGUUUAAUUGGAAUUCUAGA
Messenger RNA from Etheostoma cragini (Arkansas darter), 2933 nucleotides. It is a transcript of the gene uhmk1, whose product is annotated as U2AF homology motif (UHM) kinase 1. Gene Ontology annotation, biological process: peptidyl-serine phosphorylation; regulation of protein export from nucleus; positive regulation of translational initiation. Lineage: Eukaryota; Metazoa; Chordata; Actinopteri; Perciformes; Percidae. Gene Ontology annotation, molecular function: RNA binding; protein serine/threonine kinase activity; ribonucleoprotein complex binding. Bases 414 to 1745 code for a protein of 443 amino acids. The record is from RefSeq and is a predicted model, not a curated record. Gene Ontology annotation, cellular component: neuronal ribonucleoprotein granule; nucleus. The transcript has 9 exons.